This is a messenger RNA of Paramecium pentaurelia, 751 nucleotides long. NCBI's taxonomy places the organism in Eukaryota, Ciliophora, Oligohymenophorea, Peniculida, Parameciidae. The record is from the annotation of a GenBank genome assembly.
AUGUAAUAGUUAAUUUAAAACAAUCUAAGACAGGAUGUUUAAUCUAUUGAUAAUUCAAAUUUUAGUAAUACUCAAGACUAAAUUAAAUUAGAUGAUUAGUUUUCAAAAAAAAUAUAAGCCUUAUUAGAAUAUGGAUUAUAUGAUUAAGCAUAUGAAAGAGUGAUGAGAAAUAAAUAAUAUGUUUAAGAAAAUUUGUAAUUGCUCAUAGAAUUGUAUUUUCAUUUCAAUAUUGUAAAGAGCAAGGUUAUUUAAUAAUUUUAAAUAACAUAAAUUAGCUUUAGAAAUUAUCAAGUUAUCAAAUGUAUUUAAUUAAUAAUUGGACAUGCAUUAAGAUCAAUAAAUGAUUAUUUUUAAACAAUACUAUUUAGAGACUUUAGUUGAAAUGUUUGAUGUCCAAGAAGUAAUUAAAGAAACUAAAAAUAUUUAUAAUGAAUAAAUAAGAAAGGUAUAAUCAUGAAAUAAGGCAUAGACAAUAUAAGAAGAAUUAAAUUUGAUUGAAACAUAGAAAAAAGGGUUAAUUCAUUAAGGCAAACAAUAACAAAAUCAAGUUCAUGAGCAUCGCCAUUAAUAACUAACAAUAGAAAUUCCUAAAUAAAAACGAUAUCUAUUUUCUAAAGUAAUUGGACGAAAGACAGUUGUAUUACUCUUUGUUUUAUUUUUAAUGAUAUGCUAUUCAAUAAAGAAAAAGAAUGAUUUGAAAUUCGUAUUGGAAAAAUUGAAAAUAACAUUUAAAUAAUUAUUAAAUAUAUGA